UGACUUCCUCAACUUUUCACUCGGUAUCAAACUUCGCUAAGAGAACAACUUGAGACUCAAAACGUUUACGAAACACUUGAAUUUUUUAAGGUUUUCGUCUUACUUUACGUCUUGUAAGUUGUAAAUUGUUGAAAAUGUUGCCGAGAAGAGUGCUUGCAGCGACGGCGCUCUUGUUGCUGUGUUGUUGGGAAGGUUCCAACGGGCAGGUCCGGGGACGCGUGCCGGGUCUCCCUGGCCAUGUCACCGUCGAUGGGUUUGACCCCGAUCGGGACCGACUUCGCCCAGUGGUGACUGCAAAAGAAGACAACAUGCGUGUCCCUGGAUCGUACAUCGUUGUUCUGAAGGACAUGUCUUCGCGCGAAGACAUCGAGGCGGUGGUGCGGGGUUUCCGGGCGACCGCCGGAAGAGCCGGCCCCGCCUUCGAGAACGAGGUGGACGUGAUCCUGGAUCAGGUCAUGACGGCGUUCGUGGCCCGGCUCUCACCCUCUGCCCUCCGUUUGAUGCAAGCCAUCCCGGGUGUGGAUUUCAUCGAGGAGGACCAGAUCUUCGAGAAGCAGCAGGCGGUGCCCUGGCACUUGGACCGGAUAGACCAAAAGGACCUUCCCGUUAACGGGCAGUUCAGUGCAACAGGUGACGGUAGCGGAGUUGACGUGUACGUGCUGGAUUCCGGGAUCCGGUACAGCCACGAAGAGUUCGAGGGACGCGCAUCUUUUGCAGGAUUCGACGCCUUCGAUCCGGCGGGCACAAAUCAGGGCCUGGACAUAGACGGACAUGGCACUCAUGUGGCCGCUCUCGUAGGCGGGAAAACUUACGGUGUGGCGCGAAACGUCCAGUUGAGAAGUGUGCGUGUACUGGACGAGAACGGUAGGGGGCGUGGCAGCACCAUCCUGGCCGGUCUCAACUAUGUCCGCAUGCAGGUCAAUCAGAACCCUAACGCACGCGCCAUCGCAGUCAUGUCCCUAGCAGGUUCCAGUAUGACUACCGUGAACAUGGCGGCCAAAGAGCUGGUCCACACGGGCUGUGCCGUGUUCGCUGCUGCCGGGAACGCUAACAGGGACGCCUGCCGCUUCUCACCUGCAGGAGAGGCAGAGGUCAUCACCGUUGGCGGAACCAACGCGGUUGACGGUCUGUACCGCCGCACGGUCAACGGCCGUCUCCGGGGAACCAACUACGGCCGCUGCGUGGACAUCAUGGCGCCUGCGCAGGAGGUGAUAAGCGCUGACGUCGCCUGCGACACGUGUAACCGCGAGCUGAGUGGGACGUCACAGGCCACGCCUCUUGUUGCAGGCGUGGCAGCUACCAUGCUGCAGCAGGACAACAGUCUGACGCCUGCGCAGUUGCGGAUGAAGUUGCUGUUCGACGCCGCCAGGAACAAGAUCGACUUCACGCCCAUCCCUGACGACAUGAAACACAUGACGCCAAACAAGCUGCUCUACAUACCACAGUCCUCUGCGUUCACAUCCGGAGUCACGCCGACCUGUCGGACGGUUUGGUCCAUCAAGUCUGACGUCACGGAUGGCGCGCUAGCCUCGGUCCGGUGCAACAUCAACGAGAGCAUGAUGGGAUGUUCCUCAGUGUCUGAUGACGGCCUCCGGGCCGGGGAGUUCACUUCGGCCCUACCAGGUGAUAUCAACGCUUGUAUCGCUCAGAACGGUAUCGGUGGAACGGGAGUAUACGCCAUGGCGCGGUGCUGCGUCUGGCCCGGGUCCGAGUGUUACUUCGAGAAGUCAGCUGACAGAUCAUCGUCUCAAGACGGCGCCAGGGUCAACAUCAAGUGUGACAGGAACGACGGUGACUUGCUCACAAGUUGCAGCGCCGCCACAGACACGAGGUCGAUCGACGGCGCCCGUCCCGCCUCUGCCCGGCUGAGGUUUGUCCGCCUCCCGCUGCGGACCUGCAUAGCUCAGAACGGUGACGGAGGGAACGGUGUGGAGGCGCACGCCACCUGCUGUAAGGCCGACAACAUGGACUGUAAGGCCGUCUGGUCCAACAGGUCACCGAACACGCCUAAAGUUGAGGUAUCAGCUACCUGUCCCACAGGCUGGGUCCUGACGGGGUGUAACGCGUACGACUGGAGCGGGCACGCUGACGGCGCCAUGCCCAUAGACAACACCUGCAUUGCGCGCAAGGGCACACAGGGGGAGGGCGUGCACGCUGUGGCUAUCUGCUGCAGAGGAAACUAAAGAAUCCCAAAAGUCUCACUACCAACAAGGCUAUUUUAGUAUUGGUGGAUUUUUACUUCUUGAAAUUUUGUUUGAUAUUUUUACUGAAAAAAUAGGUAUUUCGAUGAAGUCAAGUGUCAAACCCUAUAUUAAAUUUAAAAAUUGUUGCUGCUACUACUACUUAGCUACACUCCAAGCAGAGGUUGAGGGAAAAGAUAGCCACGAGUGCUUACUUCUGAUUGGUUACUGUUUUCUGACGUCAGAAAGCGGGUGCCAAUCAGAGGAAGGUACCUUCAACCCCAGUCUCGGAGAAAACUACUUUGUAUUGAUGGGAGGAGAGACUGACUGACACUUAAGACUUGUGUUUAUUAAGAAAGGCGACGAAAUGAAAUCAGGAGCUGUUUUUGUAAAUGACAGAAAGGUUAGUCUUGGUAGUUCCGAUUUUCUUGUGACUUGUAUUAAUUUUGUAUACAUCUUUUCUUGUCCAAAAUUUGUUUUGAUACUUUUUGAAAAUGUCUCAUGUUGUUGUUUGUGAACAUUACAUAUCUAAUUGUUUAUUUGUUUUUCUUAUUCUUGUAUUUUACUCUGACUCAUAAUUCUCAAGGGAGCCAUCAUACAGUAUUGCAUUUUGAUAGACUUGUUCGAACUUCACUGGAGAUAUUUUAUUCUUACUACUAUUCAACUUAGUAGAGUUCCCAGAACUGUUAAAAUGGCAUUACAUUUCAUUUCUCUUUGCUAUUACUAGAAGUAUUUUAUUCUCAUUGAAUAAUUAUUUGUAAUGUUUCAUACGUUACUAUAUCAAAGUAAAUAUCAUGUUCAUAAUCUAUGCAAAACCAUUCAACUUAGUAUCAUUGUUGACCUUCCAUUGUUUGUAUAUCAUCAAUAAAAAAAACACAGACAG
Messenger RNA from Branchiostoma floridae (Florida lancelet), 3063 nucleotides. RefSeq names its product extracellular serine proteinase-like. The record is from RefSeq and is a predicted model, not a curated record. The coding region runs from base 135 to 2183 and encodes 682 amino acids. Gene Ontology annotation, molecular function: serine-type endopeptidase activity. Lineage: Eukaryota; Metazoa; Chordata; Leptocardii; Amphioxiformes; Branchiostomatidae. The transcript is spliced from 12 exons. Gene Ontology annotation, biological process: proteolysis.